CAUAAGCCUUAAUGAGAAAACUUUUCCACGCUUUCAUUCAAGUGUUCUGGAUCAUGUUCCACCACCGAGCACGGUGGUCAAACUUUCGUCGAGCCAUUGCUUCCUGUCCCCGUCCAACGUCCAACCCAGCUUCUUGCUAUUGUUUUCCAAGUUAGUUGCCAGCAGCACACAAAUAAUCAACUGAGCCAGCACUGUAGAAAGAAGAUGACGAAGACAACUACCAAUGAGGAUGGCACCGGGGGCGACGGGCAGGAUACACAGGAGCCACCUCGAGCAGGGAUGGAGGACAACACCAGCAAUGAUGCUAGAGAUGGGGAUGUUGAUGCAGACAUUGAAUCUCAAACUCAAACCUCAGUUGAAAUCUAUGCAGUACCUGGAAUGGCUGGCAAGCAGCUGAUCCUACAAGAAGAAGAUAUGCACAAGCAAAUGAUGGCAAGGCUGCAGCAACAACAAGAACAAAGUGAACCCUGCCCACCAAUACCAACUUCUAUGCCCAGGCCAACAACAGCCCUUGAAGAAAACAGACGCCAUGCUCAAGCAAGCUCACAUCUCAAUCAUAGCAAAGUCAAAAUUGAGACAGCUACGCACAAUCCAGUAACGCAUCCGACUCAAGAGCAGAUCACCAAGGAAGCAGAGUUGGAGUCAACACAGUUUCUUGAAACCAAGAAGAAGAAUGAUGAACUGCAACCAGUCAAUGCCUCUAUUACAGGGACCAGCAAUGUGGAUACAAGUGACACUUCUAACCACGAUGGGAUCCAACAAGAAAUGUUGAUUGGAGCUGUGGCUAUUGGAGGGAGUGGACUACAAGAACACAGAGAAACAUCCUCAUCUGUCAAAGCCUCACAAGAUGGAACUCAAAAUUUGAACGAUCUUGCAGGGCUAGUUGAAGCAAAUCUAGUGGAUCCCAUGAGUGUGCCCCAAGCAGUGGCAGUCCAUGCCAAUGGUAGGGCUGUUCCAUGGACAAGGCAGGAUUGCUUUUCAUCAUCACUGUGGUUGGGAUUGUGAUUGGUUCAGUUUGUGGGGCUGGCUUGUGUACAGCCAAUGACCCAGUUCCAUCAUCAGCACAGACCACCAGAGACGUUGCGCACGCCCCCAAGAUUGAAAUUGUGCUGACCAGUAUCCUCGGCAAGGACUACUUCCAAGGGGUGACGGAAAAUGGAAAAGGUUACGAUAGAGACCUCCAAGAGUUCAUGCUGGAAACAAGGCAGAUAGCAUUUGACUGGAUUAUCAACCAGGAUCCCAAGCAGUUGGAGUAUGAUUCUCCCAGCUUGGUUCAACGGUUUCUGCUUACACUGCCAAGUUUACAGAAGCUCUGCUUGUGGCGGACUGUCUGCCCAAUGCGGAAACUGGAGUUGCUGCCAUUGAGUGUGGUGCCGAUUGCUGCACAAGCUGUUGUGAUGAUACUGGCUUUUGCCUUUCCAACUGAGCUAGUAAUAAGUAAAUAACAGAUUGAUGAUGUACUAUAGCUAGCUUUGAUUAAGGUACGGUAUGAUUGCUUGAGUAGCU
This is a messenger RNA of Seminavis robusta, 1506 nucleotides long. Lineage: Eukaryota; Bacillariophyta; Bacillariophyceae; Naviculales; Naviculaceae. The record is from the annotation of a GenBank genome assembly.